GGUAGGACCGAGGAGCGCCUUCCGGAAAACCUCCUCCGGCCGCGGGAUUCGGAUUGGCUCGGUCCACGAGGUCAAGACCCUUUCGGCGCCUUCCCCUGACCCGCCCCGCCGUGGUCGCGUUGCUGUAGAGACGCGGGAGCGGGGCGGGGCGGGGGCAUGCUGGCCAGGCGGCUGGGCGCGAGUGGCAGCGCGGGCGCCCGAGCAGCGGCCGGCCCGGGGCGCCCGGGGGCCGGAUGGCGGAGCCCACGCGCGCCGCGGAGCCGGGGAGGUUUGCGCUCCGCUUGCCGCGCUGCAGGGAGGGCGCGGUGCCAGGCGCGAGCGCCCAGAGACCCAAAAAGAAAGCUUUUUAUUUGCUGAGGAUGAAGCCCCUGAAGGAGCCCGCCCCUAACAACAACAACAACGUAUCCUUUGUGAUCCAUUGUCAACUAGGCAAGGAGAUCAAACACAUUUGCAGCAACUGCAGUCGCGGGGAGGACGCCCGGGACGCUGAGGAAGUGGAGAGGCUGGCGGCGAUGCGUUCUGACUCCCUCGUCCCAGGUACCCACACCCCACCCAUCCGGAGGAGAAGUAAGUUUGCCAACCUGGGAAGGAUUUUCAAACCUUGGAAAUGGAGGAAGAAGAAAAGCGAAAAGUUCAAACACACAUCUGCAGCCCUGGAGAGGAAAAUAUCCAUGAGGCAAAGCAGAGAGGAGCUGAUAAAGCGAGGGGUCUUGAAGGAAAUCUAUGAUAAAGAUGGGGAGCUCUCCAUAUCGAAUGAAGAUGACUCCUUGGAAAACGGGCAGUCUCUGAGCGCCAGCCAGCUGUCUCUGCCUGCCCUGUCCGAAAUGGAGCCGGUUCCAAUGCCCAGGGAUCCCUGCUCCUAUGAGGUGCUCCAACCUUCAGACAUCAUGGAUGGGACAGUGUCUGAAGAGAGUCCCUCUGCCAGUGAGUCUGGAGUCCUCCUGUCCCAAGAUCCUUCAGCCAAACCAGUCCUGCUCCUGCCCCCAAAAAAACCUGCUGCUUUCUCUGGAGACCAUGAAGAGACCCCAGUGAAGCAGCUGUCCCUUCUCAAGCAACCCCCUGCCCUGCCUCCCAAACCCACUGCCAGGAUUGCCAACCACUUAACAGAUCCUGGCGCCCCUGUGAAAUUGCCUUGUCUGCCAGUGAAACUGUCGCCUCCGCUACCUCCAAAGAAAGUCAUGAUCUGUAUGCCUGUAGGGGGGCCAGACCUCUCCCUGCCAUCCUACGUGGCUCAGAAGAGUGGCCAGCAGGGCGGGGCCCAGCACCACCACACGGUCCUGCCGUCCCAGAUCCAGCACCAGCUGCAGUAUGGCAGCCUCGGCCCGCAUCUCCCCUCCACCACCGGCUCCCUCCCCAUGCACCCCUCGGGCUGCAGGAUGAUAGACGAGCUGAACAAAACCCUGGCCAUGACCAUGCAGAGGCUGGAAAGCUCUGAGCAGCGGGUCCCCUGUUCCACUUCUUACCACAGCCCUGGUUUGCACUCGGGUGAUGGUGUCACAAAAGCAGGACCUCUGGGCCUUCCGGAAAUAAGACAAGUGCCAACUGUUGUGAUUGAAUGUGAUGACAAUAAAGAAAAUGUGCCUCAUGAAUCAGACUACGAAGACUCUUCUUGCCUGUACACGAGAGAAGAGGAGGAGGAGGAAGAGGACGAGGAUGACGACAGCUCAUUGUAUACCAGCUCCCUUGCCAUGAAGGUGUGCAGAAAGGACUCCUUAGCCAUCAAACUCAGCAACAGGCCCUCCAAGCGAGAGCUAGAAGAAAAGAACAUCCUCCCCAGGCAGACAGAUGAAGAGAGACUGGAGCUGAGGCAGCAGAUUGGCAGCAAGCUCACCAGGCGCCUGAGCCAGAGGCCAACUGCAGAGGAAUUGGAGCAGAGGAACAUUUUGAAACCUCGGAAUGAACAAGAGGAACAAGAGGAGAAAAGAGAGAUCAAGAGGAGGCUAACUCGAAAGCUCAGCCAAAGGCCCACAGUGGAAGAACUUCGGGAAAGGAAGAUCCUCAUCCGCUUUAGCGACUAUGUGGAGGUGGCUGACGCUCAGGACUAUGACCGCAGGGCCGACAAGCCGUGGACCCGCCUCACCGCUGCCGACAAAGCUGCCAUUCGAAAGGAGCUCAAUGAAUUUAAAAGCACUGAAAUGGAAGUUCAUGAAUUGAGUAGACAUUUAACAAGGUUCCACCGACCUUAACCGUCGAAUUCCUCUUGAGUGCUAUGCUGUCUUCAAAACAUAAAUUUAUAAGAACCAUAAGUGCUGGUAUUUAUUCACUUCCCCAUCACGAUGUAAAUCUUCUGAACUGCCUUUUUUAAAAAGAAGAAGAAGAAAAAUAAAAGGAAACACAAUCAGGAUUCUAUUUGUGAAAACACGAUGGUGACUGCUCCGUGGUCAGAGCUGCUGGGACCACUGCUGGUACCGAACUGUAUCCCGUCCCCAGCAGGGCCGAGGGCACCGGCACAGCCUCACUGAAGACUUCCUGGCACUCGGAGCAGCCCUGGUCCUCUGCGGCCAGGCCUGGCAGGUGCCCCAUUCAGUUAGGCUCCAGUGAACCUCUUCCUCGAAAAUGUCUGUCACCUGAGUCCAAAGAAAGCUGAGGCGGUGGGUUUGGCCUGGGGAUGAUCGUGCAAAGUAAAUGAUCUGGUUGGCCUUCUAGACUUGGCCAAACACACUGGCUCCAGGCAUGGCAUCUGGUUUGGGGGCCCCUUAAGAGAAGGAUGUUGAGAGGGAGCACUGUUUUCAGUUGCCCCUGUCCUUUCUCUCCCUUCAGCCAUCAUCCACGCAGUGAACAAAAGGGAAGAGCCCUUUUCCGGGGGAGUCUGGUUGACUGCCGGUCCUGACAGUGUGUGCGCUCCAGGUGUGGAAGGCUGGCACUGAGCACCCGUCCUGUCCCCUCCGACUGAGCUGAGCUGCCUUCCAGGAAGCUCUGGUUUAGAAGGGGAAAGUUGUCAUCUGUUCAGUUCAAACUAAUUGACCCAUCAUAUCAAAAAAGCCAAAUGUCACAGGUGAUCUUACACACACAGCCAGCCACUGCUAAGGUCCUUCUGUGGUGGUCGUGAGUAUGAAUGCAAGGGCGUGCGCCUGUUGAGGGCACAAAGGCUGGAGUAAGAAACUGCUUGGCUAAUGUUCCUCAUUUUCUCUGCGUGCCCCAGGGCCAGUGACUGUAUGGCUUGGAAGUUAAUGGCCUCUGAGUAUAGGACCAGUGCAUGCAGGCCAGGAACCAUUCCUUAAGGACUGGCUUUCCAGUCACUGAUGGACUGGUACUACUUGAUAGCCUUCUAGUCUCCUUUUUUUUGCACUGAAGAGUUUCUAUGGAGAAGCCCCAGGGUUCAGCAUAUCCAGAAUCGUGCAAACAUCAGCCUUGCCUGCAAUGCUGUACCUUCCCGCUCCUGUUAUCCAGAGAGAAUCCUUCCUCUCCCUCAUGAUGCUGGUGAGAGGCAUGAUUACACAUUUGAGAUGUAUUUCUAACUGUCCUCCUCACUUGGGACCACAGGAAAGAGGGCUCUGUUGACAGGGCAACACCGAGGGUAGGAUGUACAGAGAGAGGAAGGACAACUCCCAAACCCUAACAACUAUCUUAAUAAGGCCACUGCAGCUGCUUUCGUUUUGUUUUCCUUCCUGACAGAGCUUGUGGGGCCCUCCAUCGCAAAGCUCUGCCUGGCCUCCUGCAGUGGUCUCAUAGUUACCACGAUCUUUCCAGGUGAUGGCUCGCGCUCCACCACACAUGCCCAGAAUUUAGAAAGAUGCCAGUUUGGCCUUCACAAAAAAAGAGUUAACCACUCCCCACCCUGAACCAUGGGGGAAGCACGUGACUCUUGGGAUGCACACCCAUCAAUGAGGCCAUUUAAUGUUCUGCAGGCAUGAACUGCUCCUGUGGCCAGCAGUAACCCAGGAGUGGUGCAUAUUUUGGGGGGAGCUCAGGGCAGCUUUUGAGGCAGUGGCCAGCAGCUGUGGCAAAGCUAUCAGAUGCUUUCCUCGCACCCCCUGGAGCGAGCCCACCACUGCCCACCCCCAGGAGUCCGCCAUCACUGGGUCCUUUUUUUCUUUGAAUGUUGAAUCUCAAUAGUUACUGCCGUGGGGAGAGGUAUCGUUCAGGGAAAAUGUGGUCAGGAUUUUAGUGUAGCUGUAAACACCGUCUUCCCAAAAGGCUUACUGACAUUUGAAUGUGCAAAUGGUAUGACGAGAUGUAGGGCUCUUUCGUUUCAUUCCUCUAUGGCAGGCACAUGUUCCAGGCGGAGGAGCCUGCCUUGCCAGGGGCUGAGUCUGAGCUUUCUCUAUCUCACAGCUGUGCGGCAGGUGGCCCGCAGCACCUGGCAUGGCAGUCAGGCCUUCCCCUGGCCCAGGAGCGAGUCCUAAGGGAACUCAUUCCACUGCCUGGACUUCUCCUACGAAGGCCAGGGGCUUCUCUGCUGGCCUUGGUUCUUGGGCCUUUCAGAUUCCCAGGGAACAUGACGCCCAAGUCAGUGUCGCUGCAGCCAGCCAGGUUUUCCACCCAAAGUGCAGUCCGCCUAGUGUUGCAGUCCACUUGGUGCAUGGAAGAAAUUGAACACAGUUUCUACUUCUCUUCCUGCAGAGCACCCUUUUCCAGAAGUCACCCGCACAGAGAUAGGGGGGCACCUCCCAUGCCACUAAAACUCCUCCACCAUCGAAGUGGCUACUUGCAGCCCAUUGUAAGUGGCUCAGCAUAUUCAGUAGACCACAGGGCGGGCCCUCUGCUGUGUCUUUCUUGAAAUCUUGAGGUCUUUCUAGAAAUCUAUCCAAAUUUCUUUUUUGCCACAUUGUUACAACAACUGAAAAAUGUGUGUUACCUUCAAAGAUGACAAUUUGACAUUAAUUAGGGAAUAAAAAGAGAGAUGGGUUAGGUGGUUUAAAAUGCAUCUCUUUUCUAAGAAAGCUGUAGUUUUCAAGUUUUAUCUCGUGUGUAUAAAUUCCCAGUUCAGCCUUUUGUCAUUUGGAUUAGCAUGAGAGGCAAAAUGUGAAAUUUCUCAAAUCAAAACGCUUUCCUCUCAAAAUUAGACAUUGGCCCGACCUCCCACCCACUCCAUGACAGAAGAGACAGCCAUCUGCCUACAUACUCUCUCGAAAUUGCUGAUAUAUCCCCACCCCCUCAAAGGCCCUCAAAGCCGUGUAAAACUUUUAAAACUUUAGCCUUUAUGUCAGAUUAGAGAAACCAAACAAUGUGACGGUAGAUGUGACGAAAACCUCUGAGUUUAUUUUUCUCCCGCUUAUGAACGUGUAUUUAUAUUUGCCGAAUGAAACUCGUGGUGUGUGCUUCGAUGAAUGGAAUUUCAGACUCUCCCUGUGCACAGCCAGUGGGCGAAGGUCACCUUAAACGACUUUUUCUUCUCAUUCGUCUGUUCAUCCCCAAACCGGUUGCUUUUUCCACUUGCUUCCCGGGUGUCUGUACAUAGUUCGUCUUUGUAUGGGAGCGCUCUCCCGUGUUCUAAUUUAACAGAUGACGGGCUGUAUGAGGAAGAACCAUGUAAAUAGAGUACAAAGUAAACUGGAUCUCUAUGGCCUAGGUUUUGUACAUACAGAAACUGCAUGGUAUUUAAAUUACUGUUUGUCUCUGAUGAUGUAUGCAGUUUCUUUAAAAACAAACCAAAAAAAAAAAGUCUAAAAAAAAAUCCUUGACUCCUGUGUGUUUUAUCAGCCACCAGCAGGAACCGCUGAGAAUA
Messenger RNA from Equus quagga, 5668 nucleotides. RefSeq names its product phosphatase and actin regulator 1 (gene PHACTR1). The transcript has 13 exons. The coding region runs from base 234 to 2186 and encodes 650 amino acids. Gene Ontology annotation, molecular function: actin binding. The record is from RefSeq and is a predicted model, not a curated record. Gene Ontology annotation, biological process: cell motility; stress fiber assembly. NCBI's taxonomy places the organism in Eukaryota, Metazoa, Chordata, Mammalia, Perissodactyla, Equidae.